Molecule: messenger RNA, 3545 nt
Organism: Humulus lupulus (European hop)
Lineage: Eukaryota; Viridiplantae; Streptophyta; Magnoliopsida; Rosales; Cannabaceae
Product: MMS19 nucleotide excision repair protein homolog
Exons: 20
Biological process (GO): iron-sulfur cluster assembly
Cellular component (GO): cytosolic [4Fe-4S] assembly targeting complex
Source: RefSeq, a predicted model, not a curated record
CGGAAUUCGUUUUCUCGACUCACUAAACCCCCCAGUCCAGUAGUCCUCUCCAUUUUUCUCUUCUUGAAAAAGGUUUCUAAAACCCUACUAUUCUCUAUUCGCGAGCAAUGGCGGAACCGAGCGAGUUGACUCAGCACAUUGAGUCUUACGUUGACACGUCUCGCUCCCAGACUCAACAGGCUGCAAGUUUGGAUUCUAUCACUUCACUCGUUAAGAAUGACUUGAUAACUAUUGAAACACUGGUCAAAGAGAUGGAAAUGUAUCUGACCACUACAGAUAAUGUCAUUCGAGCUAGAGGUACUCUUCUUCUUGCGGAAGUUCUUGGACGUCUUGCUUCAAAGCCACUAGGCAGUGCUAUCAUUCAUAGCUUAAUUGGAUUCUUCACAGAUAGGCUGGCAGAUUGGAGAGCAUUACGUGGGGCUCUUGUUGGGUGCUUAGCAUUACUGAGGAGAAAAAGUAAUGUUGGUGUAGUCUCUGCCACUGAUGCAAAAGCAGUUGCUGAGGUGUACUUAAAGACCCUACAGGUGCAGUCUUUAGGUCAGCAUGACAGGAAGCUUUGUUUUCAGCUUCUGGAAUGUGUCUUAGAAUGCUAUCCCAAUGAGGUUGCUUCCUUGGAUGAACUCCUUCUAUAUGGAAUCUGUGAAGCUGUUGAUGGAGAGAAGGAUCCUCAUUGCUUGUUGCUAGCAUUUGACAUCAUUCGUGCACUAAUUCAACUAUUUCCAGAUCCUAAUGGGCCGCUAGAAAAUUUUUCUGGAGAGCUUUUUGAAACUUUGAGCAGUUACUUUCCCAUUCAUUUUACUCAUCCAAAAGGAGAGGACACUGAUGUCAAAAGAGAUGAUCUUGCAAGGGCUCUAAUGGUAGCUUUCUCAUCAACACCUCUUCUUGAGCCAUAUGUCAUUCCCUUGCUUCUUGAGAAACUCUCUUCUUCUCUGCCAUCAUCAAAGGUUGAUUCUUUAAAGUAUCUGAGCUAUUGCUCAUUGAAGUAUGGAGCAGACAGGAUGGCCAAACAUGCUGGAGCUAUUUGGAGUUCAAUUAAAAGUGAAAUGAGUACUUCAGUAAAAGAGCCUACUGAAGCUGUUACAUCAGAAUCAAUAAAUGGUCUUGGGUUUCAGGAAAAUGAAAUUGCAGCAGAAGCUUUAGUGCUUCUGGGAAUAGUUGUCUUGCAAAAUAACGAUUUAUAUUUAAGUUUGAUUCUGGAUGAUGAAGACAUUAGUAGCAUUUUCAACAUCAUCACAAGUUAUAGGAGUUACAAUAGUAUCCCAUUGGAAGGUAAAGAAAGGCUACAUGUUGUUGGUCGUAUCCUAUAUAUUACCUCAAGAACUUCCAUUGUUUCCUGUAAUAGAGUGCUUGAAACUUUUUUUCCCCGCUUGGUGGAGAUUCUGGAAAGAAAUUUAUCCAGGGAUCACUUCCUAAAUUUUGGAGCUCUAUAUCUCUGUGUGGAACUCCUUGCUGCAUGUAGAGAUUUGAUUGUAGGCUCUGGAGAACUUGCUUCUAACUCUAUUUCAACUCACGAGGCAUGCUGUUGCAUCAUUCGGAACUGUUUUGAUUCACUAAUUCAUAUUCUCUGCUCUGCCCAUCUUGCAACUCCUAAUGAAGCUGUUCAUGAUGUGGAUAUUUACUAUAGAGUAAAGAGCUUGCAGAUUUUGGCUACAUUUCCCGAAGGUCAUUUACCGAUAUCAAAAAGUAUAUUCGAGAAUAUUUUGACAUCACUUGUGUCAAUUAUCCUGGUGGAUUUCAAACAGAUGCUGUUAUGGAAGCUUGCCGUGAAGGCAUUAGUUAAUAUUGGCUCUUUCAUCAGUAAAUGUAACGAGUCGGAGAAGGCACUGAGCUAUACAAGUAUUGUUGUUGAAAAAAUUGUUUCAUCACUGUCUAGUGAUAAAUUUACCCUGCCUUUUCCACUCAAACUGGAAGUGGUAUCUGAACUAGGUGCAAGUGGACAGAAUCAUAUGCUGAUGAUUGUUCAAGGGUUGGAAGGGGCUAUAUUUGCUAACCUUGAUGAUUUUUUAGUCCAUGGGAAUAAAAAGUCUGCUGAAUUAGCAAUUCAACUUCUGCAAUGCUAUUCUGAAAAGGUUAUUCCGUGGAUCCAGGAAACUGAUGGUCUCGAGGAAGUCCUGUUGCGUUUCACUCUAAACAUUUGGGGACAUGUUGACAGCUGGAUGUCCCAUAAUAUUCAAGUCCAGGAAAAAGGGCUUUUUGAUGCAACAAUGAUGGCAAUGAAGGUUACUGUUGCAAGUUGUUCAUGGGAAAUUCAGAACACCAUAAUUCAGAAGGCAUAUACGGUACUUUCAUCAAAUACAUCUCUUGUACCGAAGAAAUCCCCUUUGACUUUCAUUCCAGUCGAACUUGAAGGGCUACAACUUACUCAGGACAAUUUUUCUAGAAAAGAUGAAUUAUUAUUAUCAUUAUUUGCAUCAGUAAUUAUUGCAAGUCAGCCUAGAGUUGAGAUCCCAAAUAUAAAAGAGAUACUUCAUUUAUUUCUGACGACACUGCUCAAGGGACAUGUUUCUUCAGCUCAAGCAUUAGGUUCUAUAAUCAAUAAACUUGGUACAAAGUCCAACAGAGCUGAAAUCACAUAUGGUUUCAUGUUGGAAGAAGCCAUUGAUAUACUUUUCAAAAGAAAAUCGAAUUCCCAAGAUAAUGGUGUCUUAAGUGGUAAUGAGAAUGAAAUGGGUCUUACUGAAUUAUGUCUUGGUUUUGUGAACCAUAGACAACUUCAAAUCAAUGCCAUAGUUGGACUUGCAUGGGUUGGGAAAGGUUUGCUAUUGCGUGGUCAUGAAAAAGUAAAAGAUAUAAUCAUGAUUCUUUUGGAGUGCUUAUUGCCAGGUGGCAAUAUUUGUGCAUCGAGGUUGAAGCAGGAUUUGCAUCCCUCCGUAAAGAAAAGUGCCGCAGAUGCUUUUCAUCUUCUUAUGAGUGAUUCUAAGGUUUGUUUAAAUAGAAAAUUUCAUACAAUAAUAAGACCACUCUAUAAGCAGCGUCUUUUUUCCAUAGUGAUGCCAAUUAUGCAGUCUUCAAUAAGGAAAGCCGAUUCAUCAUUUUCAAGAUCUAUGCUGUUUCGGGCAUCUGCCCACAUCAUCUCAGAUACUCCUCUAAUAGCUGUCUUGAGUGAAUCCAAGAAGCUAAUAUCAAUACUGCUGGAGGGAUUAUCUAUUUUCAGUGAGGAUAUUCUGGAUAAAGAAGAACUGUAUAAUCUUUUGCUAGUCCUAUCUGGAAUAUUAACUGAUAAAAAUGGACAAGAAGCUGCUAUCGAGAAUGCAAAUUCUGUUAUUAAUUGUUUGACUGGACUGAUGGUGUACCCUCAUAUGAUGCUUGUACGAGAGACAGCAAUUCAAUGUCUGAUUGCCAUGUCUGAGUUGCCCCAUGCAAGAAUCUAUCCGAUGAGAUCACAGGUAUUGAGGGCUUUAUCAAAGGCAGCUGAUGAUACAAAGAGAGCUGUUCGUCAGGAAGCUGUCAGAUGCCGGCAAGCAUGGGCAUCGAUCGCAUAGAGAACUUUCCAUUUUUUAAGAAGGAAAACAAAGAGCUUCACAAGAUCAGUUGAGAGGAUUUAG